AUGAGAGAAGUCAUCUCCCUCAACGUCGGCCAGGCCGGUUGCCAGAUCGCCAACUCCUGCUGGGAGCUCUACUGCCUCGAGCACGGCAUUCAGCCCGAUGGAUACCUUACUCCCGAGCGCAAAGCCGCUGAUCCUGACCAAGGCUUCAGCACUUUCUUCUCCGAGACAGGCCAAGGCAAAUAUGUCCCGCGUACCAUCUACUGCGAUCUCGAACCCAAUGUCGUCGAUGAGGUCCUCGACAAGAUUCGCCGUGUCGCCGACAACUGCGCUGGUCUUCAGGGCUUCCUUGUCUUCCACUCCUUCGGUGGUGGCACUGGCUCUGGCUUCGGCGCCUUGUUGAUGGAGCGUCUAUCUGUCGACUACGGCAAGAAGUGCAAGCUUGAGUUCUCCGUCUACCCUGCGCCUCAGGUCUCCAACGCUGUCGUUGAGCCAUACAACUCGAUCCUUACUACUCACACUACUCUGGAGCACUCGGAUUGCUCAUUCAUGGUCGACAACGAGGCCAUCUACGACAUCUGCCGUCGCAACUUGGGUAUCGAGCGCCCCAACUAUGAGAACUUGAACCUCGUCUCAUCCAUCACUGCCUCCCUCCGCUUCGACGGUUCCCUCAACGUCGAUCUCAACGAGUUCCAGACCAAUCUUGUGCCAUACCCGCGUAUCCACUUCCCUCUGGUCGCCUACUCCCCAGUCGUCUCAGCCGCCAAGGCCUCGCACGAGUCCAACUCGGUGCAGGAGAUCUCGAACUCUUGCUUCGAGCCCAACAACCAGAUGGUUAAGUGUGAUCCUCGCACUGGCAAGUACAUGGCCACUUGUCUGCUAUACCGUGGUGAUGUCGUUCCCAACGAUGUUCACUCUGCAGUCGCCUCUCUCAAGACCAAGCGCACCAUUCAAUUCGUUGACUGGUGCCCGACUGGCUUCAAGAUUGGUAUCUGCUACCAGCCACCUCAGAUGGUUCCCAAUGGAGAUCUCGCCAAGGUUAACCGCGCUGUGUGCAUGCUCUCCAAUACCACCGCCAUUGCCGAGGCUUGGGGUGCUCUCUCACACAAGUUCGACCUCAUGUACUCCAAGCGUGCCUUCGUUCAUUGGUACGUUGGUGAGGGUAUGGAGGAAGGUGAAUUCUCCGAGGCGCGUGAAGAUCUUGCUGCUCUUGAGCGCGACUACGAGGAGGUUGCCAGCGACUCCAUCGAGGACGUCGAGGGCGAGGAGCUUGAGCACUAA
Messenger RNA from Cyphellophora attinorum, 1218 nucleotides. Its product is annotated as Tubulin alpha chain. Gene Ontology annotation, molecular function: structural constituent of cytoskeleton; GTP binding. Gene Ontology annotation, biological process: microtubule cytoskeleton organization; nuclear division; mitotic cell cycle. NCBI's taxonomy places the organism in Eukaryota, Fungi, Ascomycota, Eurotiomycetes, Chaetothyriales, Cyphellophoraceae. The coding region runs from base 1 to 1218 and encodes 405 amino acids. The record is from RefSeq and is a predicted model, not a curated record. Gene Ontology annotation, cellular component: cytoplasm; spindle; microtubule. The transcript has 8 exons.